Rhinichthys klamathensis goyatoka is the source of this 2459-nucleotide messenger RNA. RefSeq names its product guanine nucleotide binding protein (G protein), alpha inhibiting activity polypeptide a (gene gnaia). Gene Ontology annotation, cellular component: heterotrimeric G-protein complex. The transcript has 9 exons. The coding region runs from base 352 to 1416 and encodes 354 amino acids. Gene Ontology annotation, molecular function: G-protein beta/gamma-subunit complex binding; GTPase activity; GTP binding. NCBI's taxonomy places the organism in Eukaryota, Metazoa, Chordata, Actinopteri, Cypriniformes, Leuciscidae. The record is from RefSeq and is a predicted model, not a curated record. Gene Ontology annotation, biological process: adenylate cyclase-modulating G protein-coupled receptor signaling pathway.
AACAGGAAACUCCGUCGAUCUUUUCGACACUUUAACAGCAGUGGGAGAAGCCGAGCGUGAGGCUAGGCAUAACUGAUUGAAUUUUCUCUUUAUUUUUAAUCAACCAUGGCCGUCAAGGCAUUCGAUUGAUAACUGACACCCUCCGUUUUUAUUUUUUUAAACUUUAGAAACUCCAGCUCCUGGAAAACUCCCGUUUUAAAAGGCUGUGCGCGUGUGUGAAAAGAGUUGGGCGUGAGACGUCGGGGUGUCUCCCUCUUUUGAACCACUUGUGCAUGAUAUUUCUUUAUUUCCUCCAUUUUUUCGCUGCUUCGACUUCUUAUAUCGUUUGAAAGCGUUUUAAACUCCAAAAAGAUGGGGUGCACCCUGAGCUCGGGCGACAAGAGCGCCCAGGAGAGGAGUAAAAUGAUUGACAAAAACCUGCGGGAUGAUGGAGAGAAAGCGUCGCGAGAGGUCAAGCUGCUGCUGCUGGGGGCUGGUGAAUCUGGGAAGAGUACAAUUGUCAAACAGAUGAAAAUCAUCCAUGAAGCAGGCUACUCAGAGGAUGAGUGCAAACAGUACAGAGCUGUGGUCUACAGCAACACUAUCCAGUCCAUCAUCGCCAUCAUAAGGGCCAUGGGCCGCCUGAAGAUUGACUUUGCGGAUGCUGGGCGGGCUGAUGACGCUAGGCAGCUGUUUGUUCUGGCCGGCUCUGCAGAUGAGGGAUACAUGACAAGCGAGCUGGCUGGGAUCAUCCAGCGGCUGUGGAAGGAUGGAGGCGUGCAGGCUUGUUUCAGUCGCUCCAGAGAGUACCAGCUCAAUGACUCUGCCUCAUAUUACCUGAAUGACCUAGACAGAAUAUCCAGUCCUUCUUAUGUCCCAACUCAGCAGGAUGUCCUGAGGACCAGGGUGAAGACUACUGGUAUUGUGGAGACCCACUUCACUUUCAAGGACCUUCACUUCAAAAUGUUUGAUGUGGGCGGCCAGAGGUCCGAGAGGAAGAAAUGGAUCCACUGCUUUGAGGGAGUGACCGCCAUCAUCUUUUGCGUGUCUCUCAGCGACUACGACCUCGUCCUGGCUGAAGAUGAGGAAAUGAACCGAAUGCAUGAGAGUAUGAAGCUGUUUGACAGCAUCUGCAACAACAAGUGGUUCACGGACACCUCCAUCAUCCUGUUUCUCAACAAAAAGGAUCUGUUUGACGAUAAGAUCAAAAAAAGCCCGCUUACUAUUUGUUUCCCUGAGUAUACUGGAUCCAGCACGUAUGAGGACGCGGCCGCUUACAUUCAGUGCCAGUUUGAGGACCUGAAUAAGAGGAAGGACACCAAAGAGAUUUACUCCCACUUCACCUGCGCCACCGAUACCAAGAACGUGCAGUUCGUCUUUGAUGCCGUCACUGACGUCAUCAUCAAAAACAACCUUAAGGACUGUGGGCUCUUCUAAAACGAGCCAUCUCACUGUGUGACGCGAGUGGCCUGACGUGAAACCUUUGGGGAGAACCAGAGUUAGGAGGAAGGUCAACCAUGAACCUGAAUGUUGAAUGCGUUACUUAACUUUAUAUUUAUGUUCUCCGAACAUUUUAGAUUUUUUUUUUUUAGGGCGUUUUAGGGGAAAAAAAGCAUUUUGUGUAAAAUAUUUGUACAACUGUAAUUGUUGCUGGAAUUUUUCACCGUUUUAAGACGUUGACUUUACAGGUCUUUUUUAAAGGGUAUUUUUCAUUCAAAGGGUUUUGGGGAACAUUUUUCUGUCUCUACUCUGAAUAUUAAGGUCAUGUGCCUUGCAGUUAUUGCUGCAGUGCUUCCCCCCUCUUCAACCAAGUUAAAUAUGAGCCAGUUGAUAUUUAUCCACACAGCUAUUAUCUCUUCAAUAGUAGUUUAGACCAUUGAAAGCUAGAUAUUUUUAAGACCAAACUCCUGUGGGUGAUCUCAGAGCUGUGAAUUUUAAAUGGUGAGUCAGAAUAGCUUAUCCGAGAACAGCCGUCAUUACCAGCACAGUGUGUGCAUAUUAUGUCAGAUUUGCCUGUGAUUGGAAUGAUGGAAAAGCUGUGGUGAGCCCUGAAAUUUGCUGAUGAAUUGGUUCCUCUGCACCUGCAAAUCAUGAACAGUUUUAAUGGAGAACUCCGCAAAAGGUCAACAUUUUGCAUUAAUAGGCAUUUUUACUGAUCAAAGGGAACCACUUUUGAAUACAUUAAAAGGGACCAAAGAAUUUCUCCUUACAAUUCCUGUAACGCUUUUCAUUUUUGCACUAGGUCCACAUAUACCCAUGUUACGUAACAAAUUAUUUGACAACCUGUAGAAUGUAAUGUUUCAUAGAAGCCUUCAGUAGGAGCACAAACGCCUUUUCUGAUAGUAACACGAUCAAUUAAAUGGUUUUUAAACUACACAUCCCUUAAAUGUAAGUUCUUAUUGGAUGGGAACAAAUGUUGACUAAUAUCCACUAUUUUGCUAAUAAAAAUGCUGUUGAAAUGGCGGCAUCCUGAAAUAAGA